AUGUCCGAAGUAGAAGCUACGCUGAAUGCAUACCGAGCGAGGCUUGCGGAUGGCGGCAACUCCAGUCCUUUCCUCAACCCCACACCCGAGACAGGCAGACGAUAUGAAGCGCCCAUCGCCACCGCACAGAGCGAAGGACUACCAAUAAUCGACCUCUCUGCGUUUCUGGAUUCCAACUCAUCGCAAGAAGCACGCCAGACCACUGCCAAAGCCAUCAACGCUGCGUGCAUCAACUACGGCUUCUUCUACCUCACCGGCCAUGGCAUCCCUCUUUCCAAGCUUGACGAAGUGAUUGCGUUAGGACGAGAUUUCUUCGCACUGCCGCUCGAGGAGAAGAACAAAGUCAAGCGCUUUGACGCAGGCGGUCCCGAAGGCGGCGAUGGCGCGAGAGGCUACCAGGGCCUUGGGGAGAACAUCACCAGCGGUCUGCGAGACAUGCAAGAAGCGAUCGACUGGUACGCCGAAUGGCCCGCCGACAAACGGGAGACUGGAAACGGUGGGCCGGGUAGUCUCAAGACACUCCAGGGCCCCAAUCUCUGGCCCGAGCUGCCCAAGGACUUGAAGCCGAUUUAUCUGGACUACAUCGAGCGCGUCAAGAAAGUUGGUGAAGCGCUCGUACAUGCCAUGGGGGUCGCGCUCGAUCUUGGUCCUCCUGGUUCUGAUAAUCCAGAAGAUGAAGAGGUCUUUGUGAGGAAGUGCGAGGACUCGUUUUGGGUUAUGCGCAUGAUUGGAUACCCGCCGCUUCCAAGCCCGCAGACUCCAGGAACCGACGAUGCGCAAUUCUCCUGCGGCGCACAUACGGACUAUGGCUGCGUGACUCUAUUGCACGCCGAUUCUACCCCGGGCGCUUUGCAAGUACAGCUCAAAGACGGGACGUGGCUGCCUGCAGAUCCCGUACCGGGCGCUUUUGUCGUCAAUAUCGGUGACAUGAUUGAGCGCUGGACGAAUGGGCUCUGGAAGAGUACUAUGCAUCGUGUGAUUCAUCGGGGAAAGGAGGGCGAGUAUAGGAUCAGUUUGCCGUUCUUCUACGAGCCGAAUUUCCAUACGACGGUUAGGCCGUUGGAGAAGUGUGUAAGGGAGAGUGGGCGGGAGGAGAUGCAUAAGGGGAGCACGUAUGGAGAACACUUGCUCACAAAGGUGUUUAGCAAUUUUUACUACAGUAAGAGGACGGAUUGGUGA
Molecule: messenger RNA, 1179 nt
Organism: Parastagonospora nodorum SN15
Lineage: Eukaryota; Fungi; Ascomycota; Dothideomycetes; Pleosporales; Phaeosphaeriaceae
Exons: 1
Coding region: 1-1179 (392 amino acids)
Molecular function (GO): dioxygenase activity
Source: RefSeq, a predicted model, not a curated record